GACACGGUCGCACACUCGCACUCGCAUCGCACGGCCCAGUCCAACUGCGAACUGUCCAAGCCAAUACCGCCCCACCCUUGUCCCCCCUCAACCCUAGAACCCGAGCGCCUCCCUGUUCCCCCUCUCGCUCUCGCGUGUCCCGUCGAGCUUUCCCGGCGACGGCGACAUCUCUUCGCCCCCUUCUCCGACUACCGGCCGCCGCUCAAUCCCUCCUCGCUACCAGAUCGACGGCCACACCUUCGUCCUUUCACUUCCUAUCGGGCGUCGGCGGAUCUACGCGGGCAGCUUCCCUCUUUAUCGGCGGUCCGUCCUACCCGGCUUCCAUCCAUGGCUGGGAGACACACCAUCAUUCUGAUGCAACCAUCCCAAAACAGGGGUUCUAGAACAUUUAUGGAUUAUAAUUCAGUGAACCAUGCAUUGGAUGGAAUCUGUGGUCUCUAUGAAAGGAAGAUAAGGGACAUCAACCCAAUGGUCCCGAACAUAACCUAUGAUAUCACCGAUCUGUACAACUUCAUUGAUGGUCUAGCUGACAUCAGUGCGCUAGUCUAUGAUCACUCAAUCCAGGCAUUUCUGCCAUAUGACCGGCAAUGGAUAAAGCAGAAGUUGUUUCAGCACCUGAAGAAGCUGGCUCAGCGGUAGUUACUGGUGUUGGUUUGGCUUGUUGUCACCAGCAGGCAAGCGUAGGUGAUACACUAUCCGAUUGGUGUACCAGAAGGUGAUCCUUGUAAAAUGAAAGAAUUUUGCAUCCCGUGCUUGUAUUUCUGGAUGUUUAACUCAUAUUUCGGUGGUGGUUUGCCUCUGGCACCUUAUAUAUAAGAUAAACGUAUUUGCUUGCCUUAA
Messenger RNA from Brachypodium distachyon (stiff brome), 840 nucleotides. Its product is annotated as enhancer of rudimentary homolog. Bases 328 to 639 code for a protein of 103 amino acids. The transcript has 4 exons. The record is from RefSeq and is a predicted model, not a curated record. Lineage: Eukaryota; Viridiplantae; Streptophyta; Magnoliopsida; Poales; Poaceae.